This is a messenger RNA of Parnassius apollo (apollo), 576 nucleotides long. Lineage: Eukaryota; Metazoa; Arthropoda; Insecta; Lepidoptera; Papilionidae. The record is from the annotation of a GenBank genome assembly.
AUGUGUGAUGAUGGAGAUGUGCUUCAGUGGCAAGAAUUUUGGGAUAGGUUUUAUUCUAGCAUACAUGUUAAACUAAUUAGGAAUGUUGACAAGCUAGCAUACCUUCAAAGUUGUUUGGAAGGAGAGGCGAAAGAUGCUGUAGCGGGUUUGGAGACAACUAAUGAUAACUAUGAAAUAGCAUUGAACACUUUGAAGGACACGUUUGGAAGAAAAUCAAUAGUGGUUGAUGCCCAUUAUAAAGAACUUUAUAAUAUGCAAGAUAAAAACUCGUCAAUUAAAUACAGAAGGGUGAUCAACUAUACCUUUGGUCAAAACAAGCCAUACAAAAUAAUUAGUCCAAAGGCAGAAAUAAAAAUAUUUAUUUCUCCACAAAUUGAGAGAUCUAUUACAGUUAAUAUUGUACCUUUCAUUGCUGACAGCGUUUCAUGUUAUGUUUUCAGAAACCAUGGGUUAAACAUUACAUUAGCUGAUGAUGGUUCAUUAGGAGAAGAAAUUAAUUUGUUGAUUGGCAAUGACUACUACUUCUCCUUUAUAAAUAGCGGUUGCCCUCGGCAUGGAUGUGCCUCAAUGGGCUAA